Molecule: messenger RNA, 357 nt
Organism: Saccostrea cuccullata (small rock oyster)
Lineage: Eukaryota; Metazoa; Mollusca; Bivalvia; Ostreida; Ostreidae
Exons: 2
Source: RefSeq, a predicted model, not a curated record
CACUCUAACUACGAACUUCAUCCAUGGUUGACGAUUGCUCUUGGAAAAAUUUCUAUUGUGAAUAACGUUGUUCUUUACAAUAGAAAUGACGGAUAUGGUCGUUGGCUGCACAGUGUCGAAAUAAGGGUCGGUGUGUCGUCUGCUUGGUCCGAGAUGGAAACCUGUGGCACGUUUGACGGACCAAGUCAGACAGGACUAAUCCACACAAUAAAGUGUGAGAAACAGCCAGCUUUGUACGGAUCUUACGUCACAGUUAAGAUAGUCCGUCCUAAUUACAUAACAGAUGACGUGAAUGCACAUGAUGGCAAAAAUGCCUUGGUUUUGAAAGAAGUUGUGGUCAAUGGAUAUUAUGUUUAA